UUGCACUCUAAUUUUGAUGACGAUGCGUGGCGGCGCGGCGGAGCGUGUUCGUCCUUCUAGACUCUUCUUCUGCUGAACACAAUGUUACUUCUGCCAUUUCGGGGGAGGUAGUGGUAAAAAGCAGUUACUUACUCUGGAAGACUGCAAACGCGAGUCUUCUUUGCGUACCGGACGUCCCCCAGACGUCAGCCUCACGCGAGGAGAAGAGGCGUGUGUGUCCGGGCCGCUUCGGUUGAACCAGAGCUGUUGCUAGGGGCGAGGAAACGGAAUGAAGAUAGAGAAAAGCAAGCCUAGGAGGGGAGUCGUUGAGUUGCCCCUCCACACAAAGCAGCUGGUCGGGAAGCUGCAGAGUUGCUCCGACGACGAGCUGACAUCAACGCUAGAAACCAUCACCGUCUGGAAGUAUGGCAAGUGUGAGCUGUACCACUGGGUUGACGUGUUAGACCGGUUUGACAAGAUUCUGAGCGAGGCGUGCCGGGACGGGGAGGCCUCUCUGGCGAACUCUGACCCCACGCAGUGCGUCUUCAUGUGUCCGAGACUACAGGAUGAUCAGUUCAAGCGGAAGGUUGUGGCUGUGUUAUAUUUCACUGCUCUCCUUGUAGAGCACUCAUACACUCGCAACAUCUACAACUCCACUGAGCAUUUGUGUACUCUGUUGGCCUCUUCUGACAUGGACGUAGUGCUGGCUGUCCUCAACCUUCUCUAUGUUUUCAGCAAACGGUCGAAUUUUAUCUCUCGAUUGCCGCAGAAGCAUCGCUUUCACCUCAAUUCUUGUCUGGAAUUCCUUGGAGAGACGUGGGGAGGGAAACAGAACGGAUUCGGUCUGGCCCAGUGCUGUAGUAAGACCCACACUCUACCAGCAGCCAGCAUGACUGUGUUCUUUGAAUACCAACCUGAAAUACAGACCACCGCCUCAAAGAGUGAUCUUGAUGUUGGACAGUCGACUGUCAUACUUGAGAAUGUUGAUCAGAGUCCACUGAGUAUCGAGGCCAUGAUGAGUGGAAUUACACGAGAGCAUAGAAUACCACAGAUGCAGCAGAUGCAGCUACUAACACGGAUAAGACUGGCCAGGAACUUCACUAACUACCAACAGAGGUUGAAAUGUGUCAUGGCUCGCCUUCAUGCCAUCUCAAUAUUAGUGUACUCCAUAGCACCCGUGGAUGUAGUGGAUCCUCUCAUAUACGACGGUCUGGUGGAAGAACUGGUGGAGGUGCUUGAAAUCAGGGAAUCAAGCCUCAUGGAGAUUAGAGCUGCCGUUCUCAGAACUCUUACAGCUAUCAUCCAUCUCGAGAGAGAUCCAAGGUUGGGAGCCAUCAUAGAAGCCACUGGAGCCUCCACUUACCACGGCUUUCUCCCGUCACUGGUCCGAGACUGCGUCGCCUCGUUCACCCUCGCCAAAGGAGGCGUGGCCACGGCCGAUAAGGGGGUUGGGGAAUUCCCCCUGUCCUUCGCAACGGCUCUCUUCUCCUUUCUCUACCACCUGGCAACCUACGAAGCCAGUGGUGAUGCACUGGUGGGAAGUGGUGUUAUGGAAAGUCUCAUCCAAGUUCUGGAGUGGAAAGCAUUCGAACCUUCAAACAUUACUCUGGUGACCAGGGCAGUGAGAGUCAUUGAUCUCAUCACAAACCUGGAUAUGUCCGCCUUCCACAGUCUCGGAGGAUGGGACAAGAUGCUGGAGCGACUCGAAAUGGAGGUUGCGCAAUGUCGAGGGGAGAUUCCUUUUCUUCUUCCAUCCAUCGUUCUACCUUCUUCUUCCUCUUCGUCUGCUGCUGAGGGAGGCAGCGCUGAAACAAGCAACAUUCCUUUGGCUACGGAGAGAGAGACUGGGAACAAUAGUAACUCUGCCGAUGCUGGGUCGUCGGAAACGCCAGCUGUUACCGUGGAAACGGAGACACCGGUGGUUGCUAUGGAUACGACCGAAGCCACCGGUGGUGCGUCGGUUGCCGCCGGGAACAGAGACUUCACCCCCCAGUUGUUGACGCGGGCGGCGGGCAAGGCGUUCAGUUCGGGGGUGCUGUGCACGUGUAUGCCGGAGAGAGCGGCUCUCAUAAAGUCUAUUCUUAACUUCUUGAAGAAGGCCAUUCCCGAACCAACAUUCUCAGAGAACAUGAGGACGUUUGUGGACUCCUCACUGCCACACUCUCUCAAGCACAUCGUCAGUAAUGCUGAGUACUAUGGUCCUUCCAUCUACCUUCCUGCUACCGAGGUUGCCACGGUGUUUAUCUUCCACGAGCCAUCUCAGCUGACUCCUCUCCAAGACAACGGACUCCCGGGCGUCAUGCUCAAUUCCAUCAUCAACAAACAGAUCCCGGUGACUAGAGAGGUGCUGUCCUCGCUACCCAACACGCUGAGUGCCCUGUGCCUCAACGCCAGAGGAUUGCAGCUGUUUAUCGAGGCCGAUCCGUUUGACCAUCUCUUCGGGGUCCUCAUCAACCCAGAGUACCUCCCCGCCAUGAGGAAGAAGAAGGGAGUGGACCAUUCAGCUGGGGAUACGGCUAACAACCUCGGUAUUGCGAUGGACGAGUUGAUGAGGCACCAGCCGACGCUGCGAAGCAACGUGAUAAAGGCUCUCAUCACCCUACUCAACAAGCUGUGUGCCAUGGGUCAAAACACGGCCUCACCCUCGGCGGCCGAAACCUCGUCGAAAUCUCCCUCCCAGCUCAGCUCUCCGACCGUCGUCGUCCCAUCGUCGGGUGCCGACGAGACGGACAGCGAGAACGAGAGAGACGAAGACGAGCAGGGGGACGGUGACACGACAAAGGAGGAAGAGGAGGAAGAAGAUGAGGAGGAGGGGAAUGGAGGAGAGACAACGGCCAAAUCAAAAAAUGAGAAGCCGACUAGUCCACCGUUGACUGAGUACAUGAUCAAUGUUGUCCAUUUCGUGGACUCCAUCCUCAGUAACAACUCCACAGACGACCACAUCAGGGAGUUUGUGUCCCAGGGUGGGCUCACCCCGCUCCUCAGACUCCUCUCCCUCCCCUCCCUCCCUCUGGACUUCCCCACCUCCACCGCCUGUGCCACCAUCACCGCUGCCUGCAAGAGCAUUCUGAACAUUGGACACUCGGCAGAGCUGGUCCGGGAAGCCGUCACCCAGCUAAACGACCUCCUCGCUUCUCUCUCUCCGUUCCUCGAGUCUCCGGAGAAAGCAGGAGCCUCCGUUCUUCUCGAGGAAGUCGGAGAGAUGCCAGCUAACCUCCAGGUGUCCAUGUCGUUUCCCCUGCUGCAGAGACUGGUGGCAGUGAAUGCCUUCAUCAGGAUGUUCAUUCAUCUCUGCAAGUCCAGUCAUAUCGGCUAUAAUAUUGACUCACGGAUGUUAUGUGUGAACGAGUGGUCGAAACCGGUCGGCCAGCAGGUACUCAACCACCUGGCCCGCCUCUACCGAGCCUUGGUCUGGGAGGGUUUCAUUCUCCUCGCCGUGGCCGCUAAAGACGAACGGACAGACAAGACAGGCGAAAAGAAGGCCCCAGAGCCGACGUCUGAAAACAUGGAUGAAUCUGGGUCUGGAACGGGGACUAGCAGUGGGUCUCAGACCCAUACUACAGAGGUAUCGAUGGACACUUCGAGUACAGCGACAGUGUCGGGUCAGGAAGGGGUUGGUAUGGAAACAUCGGAAUCAGACACGAAGACCUCCGAAGACAGAUCGGGGACGCCGGAACCAAUCAGCAAACUGGGCCGGAAUCCGGCGGAGAUAAAACCAAACGUUCUCAUACAGUCGCUCAAGCAGCUGCCACCGCUGUUCACGAUUACGUCUCACGUGGGCCGCUCCCUCGCGGAGCUACUCAGCUUCCUGGUGAAAGUGAGCACGAGCCCCCUCCACCGGCCGCAUCGCAGGGGCGGCGGGUUCGUGUUCUCCCACUACCAGCCCCCCUCGGAAGAGGCCAUCAACGUGUGCUCGGAGGUGACCGAUCUGCUCCUGGACAGCCUCAAGUGGGAGGUGCCCAUGCCGGAGAUGUGUCAUUCGGCCAUGCAGAGCCCCAUUCGCGACUGGCUCUUUGGAGGAAUGACGUUCAAGAUGUACGCAGUGGACUUUUGUGAACUCCUGCUGUUUGACGAACACAAGCAGGCCUACCACUUGGUUCUCCACUGCUUUGAGAAGAAGAAGGUUCUGGAUGCCUACAUCAGCACAUUUCACGUUGCUCUCAAGAUUCUCGACGACCUCUUUGACGUGGAGAACAAGGGACCCGUCCACGGAAGCUGCAUAGACUUCAUGGAGUCAUGGCUUCGUCUCGCCGAGAAACUAGUGGACGCCACGUCCAUCCUCGAGUCCACCCACCCUCUCUCGGUCCCUCCUCCAUCGCAGGCAAACGGGAAGAAGCUACUCUUCAACCCUCUCUUCAACCCACUGGCAUUUGUGAUCGAGACACAGAAGGCCAUUCAUCCGUGCCUCAGGGAACUUUUCCACUCGCGUGUGUUCCACCGGCUUCACCACAAGGUGGUCGAUCUUCUUCUGUCCACCAUUCGUCACAUCUACAACAGCGAGAAGGUGAUUGAGGCAAAGUUGUAUGAGUACCGCGCACUCCAAGCUCCGCCCGCCCCACCAGCUCCGCCAAGCCAGCCGGCAACGGCUCCGCCCAACUCCUCGUCGACCGGAGCUUCCUCAGACACUGCGGCUGCCACUGCCUCUUCCUCCGCCUCCUCCACCUCCGGUGGGGCCACGCCGCAGGGGAACCAGGUUUCUCAGCCACCCCCCGCAGCCCCCCCACCACAGCCCCCGCGAGUGAACCCCCAUCAUCUCCAGCAGCUGUUUGACAUGGGGUUCUCGCAGGAGCAAGGAGAGGAAGCCCUACUGGCCUGCGGAGACAACCUCACCGCUGCCAUGGACUGGCUUCUCUCUCGACCAACCCCCUCUGGACCUGCAACUGGGUCGGAAGUGAGUGAGGAAGACCAGAUAAUGCAGGCCAUAGCUCUCUCGCUCGGGGAGAACGCCUCUGCCGAGAAGAAGAAGGAGGAGGAGAAGGCGGCGAGAGAGAGGGAGGAGGAGGAGAGGAAGAGGAAGGAAGAAGAAGAGCAGAAGAGGAAGGAGGAGGAGGAGAAGAGAAGGCUGACACCGCUGAGUAGAGCCGAGUUGGAUGAAUUCAGCGACUGCCUCCUGCCUUCCAGUAUAGUAGCCAUCUCCAACUCACCCAAGAGCGUGUACCGCAUCGCUGACAUUAUCACGGCUCUCAUGAGGCGCAACAACCACCCCUGGCGGAUGUCCUCCAUUGCCAAGGUCCGCCAUCAGGUCCGUGCGGCCGCCGUCUCUCUGGCGAAAGAGAUCGUUGAGGGAAGAACGAUCGACAAGGUUUACCUGUCAGUUAUUGCCGUGACUGCUAACUUGACUCACCUCCUGAUUCUCCUGAUGGAGGAGCUACCGUUCUCCUGUGCUGAGGUUGUAUGUGAGCCGGAACUGUUGGGUGCAGUGAUAAAGAUGCUGGAACUAACGCGUGACUUCGUCUGCGCCAGCCCAGAAAACCCAAACCCUCAGUGGACCGCUCCCUUUUUGCUGCUGCUAGAUACCUGGGAAAAAGUUGCAAUGAUGUACAACAAUCGCCAGAAACCAAGAGAGAAUUUCCAAGUGGUGUGGCAAAGCAUGGAGAAUACACACGGACGAUGGACCUCCUUCACUAGCGAUGUGGCUCUAAGAAUAGAGACAGCAUACAGGAACAGCGAGCCCAUUGUUCGCUUCUUCUCUGGUCGCCACAGAUACAUCAUUCACUUUGCUUCCAUGGUUCAAAUAAACGCGGAGACCAAUGCCCAGAGGCCUGUUCUGAGAAUAGAAAUUCCACGAAAACUCACGCCUGAAGAGGAGGCAGCUGCCAAACUAAACCCCAAAGUGAUGCCUGAGCCACUGGAGUUGACUGUAAUGGACGUAGAGCAGGCAACGAGAGUCAUAAAGUGCUGUACGCAGCUGUUAGUCUGUCCGAACCAGCCUCCAGACGCUCUCCAUGCCAACCUUCGACUGUGCCUCCGUCUCACACGGCGACCGGAACUCGCUGCGGCUUUCAUCAAGGACGGAGGGCCGCAAGCCCUUCUCUCUCUCACCCAGCGCUCCUCUUUUCAGGGCUUCUCCUCCCUUGCAAUGCUCAUCUUCAGACACUGUCUUGAGGAGGGGCCACUUCUCAAACAGGCAACGGAAGAAAUCCUGAAACAGGUGCUAAACCCGGCCAACGUGACAAAGGACGGCCGUACGACGCUGGUGAGUCGCGAGCUCCACUACGUCAUGAGAAAACUUGGACCGGCUGGCUGUCGCGACCUAGACCUUUUCAAGGAGAUGGCGUUGAUGUACGUUCGUUUGAGCUCAGCUCCUACGAAACCCGAGAGCUACACGACCACUCUAAGGACGCCGUCCUGCAACGUUAAACUGGCCCCCGGUAUGCCGAAACCGGAGCUAGUGGUGCUGAACACUGUACAGGAGAGCUUGAUAAACUUGCUGAUCGAUCACCUUUGCGCCGAGUCGUUAUUCGAGGAUUCGAUGCAACCGGACAAAGGGGAAGGGGGAGGAGGGAUGGGGGAUGGUGGGGGUAAGACGGAGGAAGAGUCGGAGACGAGGCUGAGGUAUGGUACGGUGAGAGAGAUGGUCUCGGCUGCUCAGAGACAGAGGAUGAGGCACGGGUCGUAUCGCAGGCAGGUUCACGGGAACGUAGAUCUGGACGACGAUGUAGCCUCCGUGGAGAUGAACAACGACGCUGAGCCUGUGGAGGUUGUUUCUCGUCAGAUCAGUUCCACAAACCAGUCUGUCCAGCAGCCGUCUUUGGUGACAGACAAGAAGCCGCUGCUGUCAAAGUCGGCCAUUUUGCGUCUGCUCGCCGAGCUGGUGGACUCGUACCCGUCGUGUGCAAAGCAGAUAGCAGAGAGCUGCAGAACCGUGAGAGUCAGUGGUCAACCUUCUAAGGAAAUGACAGUACUGGCCUUCAUUUUCGACCAUCUUCUCCUGGGAAACCUAAGCCAAAACAGCGGGACACCUCCGAUCUCAAAGGUCGCACGCUCCUUUCUCCAGUGCCUGGCCACCAUCCAGUACCCACAAGACGCCAUCUUGAUCCUCGUGAACGAAUUCAAACUGGCUUUUCAGCGCGCGCUGUCCCUUGCGGAGUCGCAGCUCAAACACAUGCGCAUACGCACGCUAGCCUCACUCCUCAGCCAGAUUCUUGACGCGCCAAACAACGGUGCUCCACGAAUGACAGUGAAUCCCACAAACUUCUCUCGGCUGCUAAUCCGCCGAGGGUUCAUCUCCGAUCUCGCCCGAGCCACCCACUCGCUCAGUCUCAACAGCUCCCACUUGGUAGGGACCGUGAACAACAUCUUGAAGCCGCUGGAGGUGCUCACGAGGAUUGUGAACCAGGUUGCAUUGAGCCAGCACCGUACCGGUACGGUUGGCGGUGGCAUUCCCCCCUCUAACAGACCGACCACUACUUCCGCCACUCAGACAACUUCUAACAGGAGCAACUUUAGAUCCAUUCUCGUUGGGACAGGGACGCACCCGGCAACGCCACCAACAACAAGUACAUCCCAAGUUCCUCCCACUGGUACCCAGGCAACACCACAGAUACGGGAAGACCAACCUAGCAACCCUGAACUUGGUACACCUGGUGUCAUUUCCACACCUCGACACCCAGCCCAGGCCUCAGCAUCCACACCAGUAGCAGCAGGUGGAGCUCGGCAACUAGAGACGGACACCAGCUUCCUGGAGGCAACCCACGAGAGCCUUAUUCCAUUGGAAGAGGAGGAAGACGACGAGAGAGAGAGGGAGCAGAGACGUGAGAUCAUCACCUUGGCACAGGAGCUCGGCCGGCAGCACAGGGAGGAGCUUACGGUCGCUGCGUCUGGAGAUAUGGACAUUCAGGAGAUAGUGGACAACCUUCUAGAACAAGAACCAGGCAAUGCUGGGGUUCAUCCUGACGCUAUUAUCAGUGAUGUAAUGGUCGAGGGAGAAGGGGAAGUCCCUGCCCUACACGACAGUCACGACACGUCGGCCAGCGAUGGAGACAUCAGCGGGGUGGAGUCAGAUGCCUCGGAGGAAGACGAGGAGGAUUUGGAAGUCGACGAUAAUUUCAACUCAGCCGGGGAAGAGGUUGAGGAGGAAGAAUUUGAUGAGACUCGUGAAGACCUCCGUGCGGUGGGUGAGGCCCUCGGAGAAGAUCAUGAAAUGGUGGCCUCCGAUUUCUCUGAUGCUGAGAGCACGCAGGACGAGGAAGAAAUGGAGGGAGAGGAGGAAGAGGAGGAGGAAGAAGAGGAUGAAGAGGAUGAGGAAGAGGAGGAGAGUGAUAGAACGGAAGCUGAAGAAGAAGAGGAGGAAGAGGCUAGCUUGGAUGGAGAGAGGGACAGAAGUGGAGGGGUUAAUGUUGAUGACGAAGUGGCAGAAAUUACAGCUGGCAAUGAUGCAACAGGAGAGGGGGAAGAGGUGGAAGAGGAGGAGGAGGAGGAGGAAGAAGAAGAGGAAGAGGAGGAAGAAGAUGAGGAGGAUGAGCUUGAUUUAGAGUAUGAUUAUGAACUUGCUGAUGAGGGAGAUGUUUACACUAUUCGUGGCUCUGGGCACCAAAGAAUGGUCCACCCAUUUGUUGACUUGGACAUGCCGAGUGGUUUCCCUUCCAUCUUCUCCCGGGCCUACCACACUCACCUCUCCCAGCACUCCUCCGAUUUCGACCCUCUCACCUCCUCCUUCUCGACUUCUCCGACCCCUCCCUCCUCUCUUCUGCCCCAGUUCCAUCCCUUAUUGGUACGGCCUGCGGACCACCCCCAGCAACAGGUGAUAGCACGGAGCAAUAGUGGAAACACGACAGGAAACUCGGGCGGCGGGCCGAAUUCUGCUGGUCUCAGUUUCGACAACAUCACUCCGUCUGCCGAGGCCGCGGUGCAGGCAAUGCAGCAGGUGUUGACCAACAUCAGCUCGGAGGCUGGUGGAAGUAGCAGUGGCACUGGACGAGGAAAUGGCUCAGCUUCAACGUCAGAGAGGGCAAGAGACGCUGCUGGAGCUCAACCUCAGGAACAAGAUAACGCAUUUGAGUCGUCGACUAUACCGACAACCCUCCAGAGAUGGGAGGAAGAGUCAGCAGCUCUCGACGGCCCAGCUGCCCACCUUGUCAUCGCCCUGUUCAAGGAGCGGUUGAUCGAGCACCUCACACCGAUAUACGAGCAGGAGAACAAGCCAAAGGAGGCGACGGCUCCGAAGACGCAGGGUGCAUCGGGGAGCGCAGCGGGGGAAUCGGGACAAAACCAGCUCUCGGUUCCUAACACUUCGGACCAAGCCACACCUUCAAGCCCGCGAGGAGACAGGUCCGUGGACCAGCUGAGGUCCAGUCUGAGGCAAGUCGCAGAUGCUCUGGCUCAGACUGUCGCCGCGGUGAGGAACACUCGGGAGCAGCUGCAAGAUCCCGCAACUGUCGGCGAAUCGUCUCAGGGAGUAAACAACAUGGAAGAUGAAGAAGAAGGGGAGGGAGAAGAAGGAGGUGACAUUGAGUUUGCAGACGAGCCUGAUCCAAGCCUCUACAUGUCUUACCUCCCUCACCACCUCAUCGCUGACCCGAUGAUUCCCUUGCCUCCACUGCCACUUCCCGGAGAUAACCAUGUCCCUUCUUCCUCUUUCCUCGACCCCACUGUUCCCUCCGAAGGUUCACUUCGGUCGACCAGAGCAAACGUCUCAGAUACCACCACAUCCAGUACCGCACCGCACACAAUUUCCUCAGCUUUUACUUCGGUCACCCAGGCGUCUGGCGGGUCGUCAUGCGCCACUGUCUCAUCAUCUCAGCUUCCCACAAUGACAACAGUUUCCCUAGCAGGGCAGUCAGCAGCAUCGUCGUCACCGGCAGUAGGUACAGCUAGCACUACUAGUGCUGUUUCUAGCUUUGACGGCUCUCAGGAGUCGGCGAGGGCAACACUGGAACAGACUGACCCUCAAGAUCCUCUGUACACCUUUCUCUCUGCCUUUGUUGGAGCUCCACCGCCUCCUCUUUCGAGCUCUGUUGAAACUCCCUCAACCACAGCAUCAGGUGCUGCAUCGAGCACAACACAGCCACAGUUAACCCCUUUCCAGCCGCUCGCGUUGUCGUCUACCUCACCCUCGCAGCCUUCACAACCAACACACAACAUACCUUAUUCCGGGAGCUCUCUGAGACUACCCGUUUUUACUCAAAUGCAAUCACCACACACAUCGGAACAACACACCCAACAACAAAAUCUCCCCGGAGGAGAUGGGAAUGCUUCCAUCACUGUUCCGUCUACUGUAGCUUCCACCACAUCUAAUGCAGGCUCUGCCACCUCCUCACUCUCUCCUUCGCAACAGCAGCGCCCACCAUCAUCAUCUGCUGCGUCUGCUUCACUCUCACCGUCAGCUUCCCGAAUCAACAAUAUCGCUUCCAUUGCAGAGAGCAUCGCAUCACAAGUCACUUCGUUUUUUCAGUCAAACUCGCUCGACCUUCCCCAGUCUUCUCGAGAUCUCACCGACACUGUUAGCCUAGCCAACUCGCUGGCACAGGAGAUUUCCAUGACUGCUUCCCAAUUGAUGCCCACCUCCAGUAGCGAAGGUUCGUCCCAAUUAACACCCACCGGUGCAGUAACCACGGCUUCUAAUUCGCUCGCCAUCUCGCAAACCUCACCACCAACUUCUGUUGCGGGGCAAUCGUCGCCCAGUCCUUCUGACACGCUUGCCCCCCUUAUCUCCUCGCUGCAGAUGCCGACGCAACAAGAGGUGCUCAGAAGAGUGGAGGAGAACAGAACAACCGGAACUAACACCAGCACGAGGGGCAAUGAAGUAGAACCACCCACAUCUCACACGGGGGAAAAUAUUGUAGCCACUGAGAGCGCUUCCAUGAUGAGCGGAACACUAUGGCAAGAAGUUGGCGAACUGCUGCCCCAAGAGAGUAGUGGGGAAGGUGGAACGAUGCUAGAACCUUCCGAGCCACAGAAUGUAUCUGCAGAGAGUCCCGGUAGAACUUUAGGCGGAGCAGGUGUUGUAGGUACUAGUGGGGAUUCAACAUCCCAGGAGAAUGCCAUGGAGGAAGAAGAGAGUGCUACUGUUGGUGCUGCUGUUUCUGGUGCAACUGGCACUUCUAGUACUUCCACUGAAGCUGCAGCGGCCAAUGUCCCUCCAGCCCUGCAGCAACUUCCCGACUCAAUUGACCACGAUGUACUUGCAGCACUUCCAGAGAACAUUCAACAGGAGAUCCUUGCUCAACAUGCACGUGAGCAGCGUGCCAGGCAGGCACGACGGGAAGGAUUAGCCACAGCAAUCAGCCCGGAGUUUCUCUCGGCGCUACCUCCCAACAUACAAGAAGAGCUUCUGCAGCAGGAGAGAGCUGAGCAAACUAGACAGCAGCAGCAACAACAGCAACAACAACAACAACAGCAACAACAACAACAGGCCCAAUCUCAACAGCCCAGCAGUGCUCCCUCUGGUACUGGCAGAGCCACGGCCAUUGGUGCUUCCACGGACAACACCUCUUUCUUCCACACCCUUGCCCCCGAGCUCCGUCGAACCAUUCUCGCGGAUGUGGACGACUCGAUCAUUUCUCACCUUCCAGAAGACAUUGCUUCGGAGGCACGUGCCCUGAGACAGGAGAGAGAAACACGAAGAAGACAGAUUCUGGAGCAGAGGCACGCCGUCCUCGAGCGAUUGUUCGAGCAGGCCAGCACUGACCAGGGUGCAGCAGGUGGGGGUUACAUGCACCCGCCAUCUUGGGAUCCUUCCAGCUAUCGCUACGCCAUACUAAACCUGAAUCCGCACCAGGUUUUGGAGGGAGGGCACCAUCAUCAUCAUCAUCAUCAUCACCACUUGGGCAGGUUAGGUGGGCUCUACCAAAACCUCACGUCAAACUCAGGAGGGUUGCAGGCGGGUCGUGGCGAGCAGAGCAGCAAGCAGAUGCUUGACCAAGAGGCACUCACCUGUCUCCUUGUUCUGCUCUUCUUUGACCAGAACAAGCUUCACAAUAACCGGCUCCAUCGCAUCGUGAAGAACCUGUCCCAGCACGCUUCCACACGGGCGUGGAUUGUAGCCAGUCUCCUUGAGAUUCUGCACAAGGCUAGUCCCAGCAUUCGCCCUUCUUCCGGUGUUAGUCACACGUGCCCCUUACCCCCUCCCUUGACUCAAACGUCUGGAAGAGGUGAGCAAGCUGGUGCGGUGGUGGUUCAGGGUGGGACACCGUUUCACAACUUCUCCCCUCCCCACUGGCUUAACCUCACCAUAAGUGCUGCUCUGGGCACCCAUACCCACGUCUUCCACUUUCAUCCGAGUGGAAAAGUCAGUUCAAACCCCCAUAUCCACAUUCACUCUUUGGCCAGUUCUCACGUCUGCAACAACGUUCUCGAUCUGCUGGUUUUCCUUGCCAGGCAGUUCCCAUCUAGUUUUCUUCCGUCUGAACUCAUGCCAAACGACAAAAUUGCUGGAGGAAACGGUGCCUUGUUGGUUGGUAGCACAGGUAGUGGCGGCUCAAAGCAGCAAUCCAACAGGGUAGUCAGCAACUUCUGGCAAAUCCUGCUUCGUCUUGAUGGAGCAGCCAGCCGCAAGGGGAAAGGCUCGCUGAAGGGUUUCCAGUUUCUGGAGUCUGUCUCCAGUUGCUCUGCGAAGGAAAUCUUCUCUCACUCGACCAUAGGUCAACUGAUGACGCUUCUCCAAGACAGCGUUGUGCGCGAGAGCAUCUCUCUCACUGACAAGCUCCUCCGCGUUUUGAGCCUCGCGUCUGGACCUAUCCCCAAAACUGGGCUCUGUCGAAGAGCAACUGAGCCUUCCCCCGGGCCCUCAAACUCUGGAUCCGGCCACGGAACAGAUUCCACAAGGCCCAGUAAUUCCGUCCUUGUGGUCCCCGAGCAGCAGAGAGGUAGAACUGCGAUCCAGUCGGCAUCGAGCGAUGAUGUUUUCGUGACGGAGGAAGAGGUGGUCGAGCCGUCUCUGCUCCAGAUCGUGAUCAGCGUCCUCACCUCCGGUCUGUGCAGCGAAGACGGGCUCGACGACGCAACGAUGCUUCUCACAAACCUCUCCAAGUGCAGUGUGAACACGCGGGAGAACAUUCUCAUCAUGCUUCUGGACGGAAUACGCACCAUCGGCCUCACGCUAUGCAGCCAGAUAGCUGUGGUCAUCGAUGACCUCAACGCAAACUGGGACCUCCUGAUAUCAAGCCAAAAGGGGUCGAAUUUCUCAGACGAACCCCGAAGUACGGGGGCCCUCCUGGAACGUCCCACUCUCUCCUCAAACAGUGCGCUGCCGUCCACCUCUCGGAGAGUGUCUUCUGCCGCCCAGUCUGGAAACGCGAUCCCCGGGGUAGUGUUACCGACUGCGACUCCAGAGCAACCCGGCGUUGUCGACCACUCCAAGGACUUGCACCUGCCCUCCAUGAUCCCGCUCACCUGCAAGGGAUCGCAGCAGUCUUUCUUCCUCCGUAUGCUGAAGGUGGUGUGUCAACUGAGGGAGUCGGCCUUGUCGGCACUGCAGGGUGCUGCUCAGAAGACAGCUGAGUCCUCCUCGAAUGGGUCCCGGCCUGCUACUGCCACUGCAGGUGCCAGUCUGUCAGUGGUGACUGAGGAGAGGGGGACACAAGAGAGCAGUGGAGGAGAAGGGAACACCUCAACUGCCGGGGGGUCGACCCGCGAACAAGGAGCAAUGGACGUCGUUGAUCAGACGACAGAGAAACCCGAUGAAGUCCACUCUAAGGACACCCUCGCGAGUCACUCGUCCUUCAUUCUCGAGCCUCUGAGUCGGCAAUUGCAGCUGGAUAACCUGUGGCAGGCUCUGAGCGAAUGCCUCGAUAUGUUGGCGCAGACCAGCGACCCUCAUGCUGUGCUCGUCCUCCAGUCUACCGUGGAAGCUUUCUUUCUCGUCCACGCAAACAACCCGGACGAGACGAAGCCGGCGAAUAAGUUGCGCACUGCUGGGUCACGGAGCCGAUCCUCGGGACAACUGUCUCUGUUCCGUGCCGGGAGUGAGAGUGGGGACCCCACUAGCCCCGCCCCCCGCAUGGACUUCAGUCCGGUUCCGAGCACCCCUGGACUUGCGAAGGGGGAGGAUUCCUACUCUCACCUCCCACCGGACACUGCUAGGUUCCUCAUGUUUGCAGAGAAGCACAGGACGGUCCUGAACCAGAUCCUUCGCCAGAGCACUGUCCCCGUCUCCGAAGGUCCGUUUUCCAUCCUCGUCAACUACACGAAGAUCCUCGACUUUGACAUCAAACGGCGCUACUUCCGACACGAGCUGGAGCUCCUGGACGACGGAGGGCUCCGACGGGAAGACAUAGUCGUUCAUCUUCGCCGCGAGCACGUGUUCGAGGACGCCUUCCGAGAGCUCUACCGACGAUCCCCAGAAGACUUCAAAGGGAACCUCUACAUUCAGUUCGAGGGAGAAGAAGGGCAAGACGCGGGGGGGCUCCUGCGAGAGUUUUACAUCAUUAUCGCUCGGGACAUGUUCAACCCGAACUACGCUUUAUUCACCACGUCGCCGGGCGACAGAGUCACCUACCGGCCCAACCCCAGCUCCCAUGUCAACCCCAACCACUUGAACUACUUCCGUUUCAUCGGCCGUAUGAUUGCAAAGGCCAUCUACGACAACAAGCUUCUGGACUGCUACUUUACGCGGUCGUUCUACAAGCAUAUUCUGGGGAAGGCAGUCCAUUACACCGACAUGGAGAGCGAGGAUUACUCCUUCUACCAGGGAAUGGUUUACCUUAUCGAGCACAACGUGGACGAAAGUGGCAUUGGAGAUGACCUGACCUUUAGUAUUGAGAUACGGGAGUUUGGGAAGAUGGAGGUGAAAGACCUGAAAGAGAACGGACGACAGAUUGCGGUGACGGAGUGCAACAAGAGAGAGUACGUCCAGCUGGCCUGCCAGAUGAAGAUGACCGAGUCCAUCAAGGCCCAGAUCAAAAGCUUUCUGGAGGGAUUCUACGAGAUAAUCCCCAAAGAUCUAAUCGCCAUAUUCAACGAACAGGAGCUCGAGUUGCUGAUUUCCGGACUCCCGACAAUUGACAUUGACGACCUCAAGGCAAACACAGAGUACCGCAGCUACCAAGAGACCUCCCUGCAGGUGCAGUGGUUUUGGCGGGCGCUGCGAUCGUUUGACCAGGCAGACCGAGCCAGGUUCCUCCAGUUUGUGACGGGGACGUCGAAGGUCCCACUGCAGGGGUUUGUCGCACUGGAGGGCAUGAACGGAGUUCAGAAGUUUCAGAUUCACCGUGACGAUCGCUCCACCGACCGUCUUCCCUGUGCACACACCUGCUUCAACCAACUCGAUCUACCACAGUAUGAAACAUACGACAAGUUGAAGCAUAUGCUAUUGAUAGCGGUGAGGGAGUGUCCAGAAGGUUUCGGCUUUGCCUGAUGCCCUCCCUCCCCCACCCUCCCUCGCGAUCCUCUAGACAAUUCAGCUGACUUGUACACAUAGACUUGCACACCCGAAUCUCAUCUGUACUAAAGUAAUAAUAUUCCUCCAUUUGUGAUGUAUGAUAAAAUACCAUUGUCACCUGUCAGCUUCUCAUGAUGCGCACUAAUUAAUUAUGCUUGUAUAUGUACAAUUGUACAUUAUUUAUCGUAACACGGCUU
Messenger RNA from Geodia barretti, 15495 nucleotides. The record is from the annotation of a GenBank genome assembly. NCBI's taxonomy places the organism in Eukaryota, Metazoa, Porifera, Demospongiae, Tetractinellida, Geodiidae.